Molecule: messenger RNA, 1548 nt
Organism: Lachancea nothofagi CBS 11611
Lineage: Eukaryota; Fungi; Ascomycota; Saccharomycetes; Saccharomycetales; Saccharomycetaceae
Source: the annotation of a GenBank genome assembly
AUGAAGUCUCUAUUAGGUCUCAAAUUUCCCGGAAAUUCUGAGCGAAGUAAAGUUACGUCUGAGGACGAGUUUAGGCAUGUCAAGUCAGGGGUGGACGCAGUCCACGGCAAGGACCGUGAACCUUUAAAACCUCUGCUGAUAUUGUUGGACUGCCAACAGCGCAAAUCAUACCUGUCGUGGACCAGCAGCAGCAAUUUGCUGCUGCAAGUACGAGGCCAGGCGGAUGUUGUUCCGGUUGUCAAUCUUGGCCUUCGCGGGACCGUGGUGCAGCUGAUUGUAGAGCCCGAGGCCAACGAGUACGACAACUGCGUUGAGCUUGAUGUUGCCAACGGGAUAUCGCCUAUGAGCUGGAAACUGGAGCAAACCUCGCUAGUGCUUAAUGAUGGCGCAAUGACCCUUUGGUGUCGCUCUCCCGAGGCGCAAUCGCAAUUACGUUUACUAUACGACAUGUGCAUGCUCGCACGUUUCGAAUAUAUGUCUCUGUUCAAAGCGCUAACCGCGACAGUCAUAUCUACUUAUGGAAGUCGAAUUUCUGACAUAUCUGCUGUCCUACUCGCACAGCACAGCUACAAAGACUGGUGCUACAUUAGCAUAGGUGGAGAAUGGGUUAAAGCUUGGUGCCAUGUAGACCGCAGUCCUAAACACGCUGGCUCUCAUAAAGGCCACCAUCAAAUUAAGUUUUUCCGGGAUGAUAAGUCGCUUACCAGCAAGAAUUUGCUAUGUUUCAUUCCAGAUUGUGGUGAUGUUGAAGAUUUGUUCUUUGUUGAAGACCAGGACCCUAACAUCGUAGAAAGCGCACCAAGCGAUGGGUUUGAUCGUUUACGCUUUCGGGACCAUAUGGAUAACGCUCGUGACGAUACAGGAUCAUUCGAAAAUUCCUUGGACGCUAUGCUAUCGAGGCUCACAACUCUGCGUCUAGUGGGUGAUAUAUUUUGGCCUGAUGUAUCUUCAGGCUCUAGUAAAAGUAGGUCCUCAGUGCUGUUAUCCCCUAUUAAAAAACGGACCAAAUCCAUUUCUACCCCAUCUAACUCAGCAAACGGAAAUGCUGCUCAGCACAGGCGUAGCAAAUCUGCCGUCUCAAUGAAUUCAACUGUUUUUCAUCCCGACGCCGAUGAAUUCGAGUUUAAAACAUCUGAGAUUUUAAUAAAGCCUAUACCACAUAGCGGUGUACAUCACCUGGAGUCUCUGAUCCGCUGUGCGCUACCCAUGAUGGGUUGUCUGAGCUUGUACGGCAGGCCCGUACAUUUCAAAAACUCUCGUGAGGAUCCCGAGUCUCUUCUUUUUGGUCUACCGAAGCUUCCUGCAGUUGAUUUUUUCGCAGUUCAAGAACUGCAACCUUUAUUCGAGUAUACAGCAGCAACCGUCGAUGGAUCUGUUUCUAUCAAUAAGACUUUGUCGGCGUAUAAACAGUUUCUCGCUCAGAAGCUUGUGGAGCCUGGCCGCGACAAAAAAACUUUCACAACCCUGUCAGACAUGGUUCAAACGGGGUCGACUUUUUCUCUUCUCACAAACUCUUCAGGCUCGAUGAGCAAUUCACCUAUGAUAUAG